This is a messenger RNA of Echinostoma caproni, 1866 nucleotides long. The record is from the annotation of a GenBank genome assembly. NCBI's taxonomy places the organism in Eukaryota, Metazoa, Platyhelminthes, Trematoda, Plagiorchiida, Echinostomatidae.
AUGCUCAAGAACUAUCAUCCGGUAUCUGAUCCAUCGUUCAGACGCGUAAUCAGGAGCUGUUUGAGUCUUUCACCUCUGGGUGUCUCAGACUGCGAGCGUGCGUGCAUGCGUGCUCGCGUGGAUCCAUGCAAAUGUGAACCCAAUGCGGAUGCGUUUGUGAUUCGGGCACGGCACAAUUCUGCAUUCCUGGCCACUGCAGAUGGGGUCAACUGGGGUCGAGAGUCGAUGCAAGCGGCACGUUGUGCUAUCUUUGCUGUCUACGAGUAUUUGGAAAUGAGACUAUUUGGUCCAGAUGGUGCGCGAGCCGAUAUCCGUAACACAAGGGACGCGGCACAGCUGCUGUUUGAAACGUUCUCCGCCGCGCAGCAACGCAUUGUUUCCUGCACAACAGGAUUAACCACGCUUUGUGUAGCGCUUAUUCUUCCCGUGGAUGAGACCGUGUCAGCUCUAUCCCCGUGUCACUCGUCGAAAUCCGGUUCCCUCUCGUCCUCGUCCACAUCAGUCAGUACCCACUCGGGUUCCGCUUCGGAACAAUCACCAACCCACGGAAAACACGAACCUGCCAAACGAUUUGCAUUGAUUAUGGUCAGUGUCGGUGAUUCUCAAGCUUUUCUAUUAAGCAAAUUUCAUGGAAUUCGUGAGGUUACGGGUUGGGUUGUACCUUCUGUUUCCAUGGCACAAUCGGAAGGCGAUGAGCCCCGAACGAAACUGGUUCCAUCCUCACCGGAAACAACAAAACGACCGUGGAUUGUGGGCGGUGACGACAACCGAUCCCGCGCGGGAUGUCUAUCUUGCUCUCCUCCGGAACGGGACUUUCGGGAUGCCGGUGGUGCGUUGGGCCCGGUGUAUAAAAAUGGCAAUCCUGAGUUGCACAAUCUAAUUUGUGCAGUGACUCUUUGUGAUCCCGGCGAUUUGGUCAUUUUGGGUACAGACGGAUUGACAGACAAUUUCGAUCCGGUAAUCACACGCAUCGCACUCCCGGAAUCGCCACAGUUGGAUUUUGUUGACGAACAGGAUGAGUCGGACAACAGUCGGGAUCCUUAUGACGAUCCGGACCGUGUUGCUGAUUCGGAAUCAAAUGGUUCUAUGCAUGAACGUACAGCUAUCCCAGCACGUUCCUGGUACACUCCACUGGCAUUAUCCCCACCACCACAAGUUUCAAUCUGGCCCAGACCACCGCCACCACCACCUCCAACGGCUCAGCAUGUAAACACAUCGCCAACCAAACAGGCUGAUCCACAAGCAUUACGCUCCCCUGAGACUAAUUUUAAAUUGGCCCCGGACAGGCCUGUUCGGUUUGUGUCUGAACUGAGUGCUGUGGCUACAUCCUGUGGUGCAAUGGCCAGCCCCACCGAUGAAAUCAGUGCGCGUAGUUUAAAUUUCACUAAUCAACUGGAGUUGAGUUGGGCCGAACGGCGUCGUUAUGCCGGUAAAGAACUGGAACGCGUGUGGCACGAGAUCGAUGCGGUCACGUGCAGUUCCGGACAAGGUCAGGCCAGUUCUCGUGACCUAUGCGACGCGUUGAUUCGUCACGCACUGGACACGACCGCAUCAAAGCGCACGAUCCUUCAGAAUCCUGACUACGCACGAAUUCGUGUCCAUCCAUCGGUGCGACACAAGCUGAAUGAUGCUGCUUCCACGAUACCUGAUGAAGAAGAACUGAUUGCUCAACGUCAAUGGCUCUCAGAGACACUCAAACGUACCCCCGGCAAAUUAGAUCACGCAACAGUUGUUGUCUAUGAGGUUGGUGUAUACCGUGGUGAUGAGAAUGAGGUUUACGAGGAAACAAGUCAUGGGUUACAUGUACCUCAAAAGUCCCCGGUCUCAACGAAAUUAUUUGAACAGACUAAACAUUCCAAUACCUAA